Monopterus albus (swamp eel) is the source of this 2272-nucleotide messenger RNA. RefSeq names its product phosphoglycolate phosphatase (gene pgp). NCBI's taxonomy places the organism in Eukaryota, Metazoa, Chordata, Actinopteri, Synbranchiformes, Synbranchidae. Bases 543 to 1463 code for a protein of 306 amino acids. Gene Ontology annotation, molecular function: sn-glycerol 3-phosphatase activity. The record is from RefSeq and is a predicted model, not a curated record. The transcript has 2 exons. Gene Ontology annotation, cellular component: cytoplasm.
AAGAAGAAGCCUACCCCAGCUACCUAGGGGUCUUGAACUUUGGUGCAGCAGUCAAAACGUAGUGCUAAACUGUUACUCAACACAGUGUAUUUUUCAUUGUAGAACGGUGGCUAGUUAAAAGAUACAUUUAUCCACAAUUUAAUGCUGUUUAACAAUUUAACGUUUGACACUUCAGUCUUGAUAAUAACGUUGCUAUUGCUGGAUCCUGUCCCUUUAAGCCGGUGCGGAAGUACCGCAGAACUGAUGUAAGGCAUGAAGCGUGAUGUAAGUUAACUGAAUGGAAGACUGGAAGGUCACAUCAGUCAGGUUAUCAGUACGGUCAAUUUCAACACUACAAUUUUUAACUCUAAACCAACUCGGUCGCCUGACAUAGCUGGCCGUUUCUGCAUACAACCAACAACCAACUAGCCGUACCAUCCGUGACUUCAGUCGGUAGUGUAAGCCACGUAUAACAACGGCACGUUACCACCGGGGAUUAACCGAACUGUUACAUAAUUGUCCGUCACAGUGUGCAACGCCUCAGUUGAACUCCGUGCUACCUGAUGUCUGGGUCAAAAUGCACACGUCUGAGCGGACCACUGGUAAAACAAGUCUUGGACUCGGUGGACAGCAUCCUGUUCGACUGCGACGGGGUCAUCUGGCGGGGCGACCAGGCCAUCCCUGGCGCCGCUCAGGUCAUACAUUUGCUGAAGGAAAGCGGCAAGAAAGUGUUAUUCCUCACCAACAACAGCAGUAAGACGAGGAAGAUGUACGCCGAUAAAAUGUCGAGGUUGGGCUUCAACGUGAGAGAAGAUGAGGUGUUCGGGACAGCAUACUGCUCCGCCAUGUACCUGAAAACGGUCUGUAAACUGGAGGGCAAAGUUUAUCUGCUGGGCAGCAACGCGAUGAGGGAGGAGAUGGAGGCGGUGGGGAUCCAGCAGAUCGGGGUGGGGCCUGACCACAUCUCCGGGGGGCCGAGCGACUGGGCCAACGUGCCUCUGGACCCCGAGGUGAAAGCGGUGGUGGUCGGUUUCGAUGAGCAUUUCAGUUACAUGAAGCUGAACAGAGCUAUGCAGUACCUGACCCAACAGGACUGUCUGUUUGUGGGAACCAACAGGGACACCAGGCUGCCCCUGGAGGGAGGCAAGGCUGUCCCAGGUACAGGCUGCCUGCUGCUGGCUGUAGAGGCAGCAGCCCAGCGUCAGGCUCAGACGGUGGGCAAACCCAACCGCUUCAUGUUUGAAUGCCUGGCCUCCAAGUUCGGUGUGGACUACAAACGCUGCUUGAUGGUUGGUGACCGCCUCGACACAGACAUCCUGCUGGGUUCCAACUGCGGCCUGAAGACCCUCCUAACCCUGACAGGGGUCAGCACUGUGGCGGACGCUGAGGCUCAUCUGAAGAGUGGCUGCGUGGAGAGGCAGGGGAUGGUGCCGGAUUAUUACAUGGAGAGCAUCGCUGACCUCCUUCCAGCUCUGCAGGGAUGAGAAUGCUGCAAAGUAUGUUAGGGCUGAAGAGUGGCUUUAUAUCCUAAGUGCUGUAAACCUGAGGAAUUUGGCUACCCUGUCACAAGCCAGUGUCCGUUGUCAUCUGAAAGGAAAUAGUUUUCAUUAAGAUUCAAAUCAUCUCUAUAACAAAGUCACAACUGUUGUGUGACACAGGAGACAAAGACUUGAGAAACUAUCCAGAUUUUAUCAGCACAAAUAAUAAACCAUUAUAAAAACUAAUUUAACAUAAUAUUAUUUAUGACAUAUGAACAAUGAUUUCCAGUAUUAUUUCAGGGUACAGUAAUUGGUGUUAAAGAGCAGAGUAGGCACCGAGGUAUAAGAGUGCAUGUUCCUUUUUUGAGAAAAAUUAGAGGUGAGUGUACUUUACUGUGCCCUUAGCCUGUCUGUGAUGCAAUCUCCCCUUAAGCAACUAUAGGUCGAACUCAAAAAGGGAACUAAGCAUGCAAAGAACAUCUACAGUUAUGUAAUAUAUAUGUUUACAAAAGCUCUGUUUCUAAGUCCACAAACACGAAGCAGAAAAUGGAGCUAAAAGGCACUGAAGUAGUCUGAUGUCUGUGUUUCUUUGUGUAUUUUAAAGCCUCAACAGAAUGAGUGAUUUUAUGGGGUGGUGCAGCGGUAUCCAGUUUUAUGUCAGUUCAUUAGUGAAACGGUGACUAACAGAAUGGCAUUCAUGUUUUAAAGGUAAACCUAGUCUUCCUUUUACCAUCUGUUUUUCUUGAUUUCUCCUGGACUCCCAACACUGAAAGCAAUGCUCAAAUCUGUAAUAAAAGAUCAACUGUCUUAAACAA